AGCGGAAUUUUUUCCGUAAAAGCGUUUGAUGAACGUAACCCUGUGUUAACAUUUCAUCACAAAAUAAUAAAUUAUCCAGCUCUCAAACAUUCGUUACGUGGAAAAAGAGGCUCGUCUUGGCUAAAGUGAGACACGUUGACGUUUUCAUCUAAAUUUAUAAAUGUGACAGUGCAGUGACGUCGGGACGCCCGUCUAUAGGCGUUUAAAUAUCACGAGAUAAUUUUCGCUCACAACAUUUUCAAAAUAAAUUAGUCGUCGUAAGACUUCACGGGAUCGAAUUGACUUCCUCUCACAAUUCACUCGAGUGUAAUUAAACCAUGUGGAUGAUAAAUAAAAGCACAACAGUUUUAUUUAUGACUCUUAUUUUAAAUUUGUUACAUAAAAUUAAAGCCAGUCCGACGAAGCAAGUGACACUUCAAGUACCUUUCGGUGAAACUGUUACUUUGGUGUGCGAUAGUAAUGAUGAGGACCAUUCGUUUUUCUUUUGGUUUGUCGACGAGAAAAAUAUUUACGUUGGGCCGUCUUAUCAAUACGACAAUGCGAAAUUUAAGUAUGAAGUACUGUCAGGAAAUUUAACAGUAAAGGCCGUUUCGAAAGAUGAGGAAGGUGUCUACAACUGUGUUUCAAGAGGGGUUUCAAAAGAAUCAAUUAAUAUUCGGUCUGUUCGCAUGAUUGUUAACGCGGACUGGGAAGAUGUUUACGAGCAUGAUCCGAAUGUCAACGUUUACAGAGUGGUGGUUGUUUUGGGCACACUUAUGGUCUUGUCAGGGGUGGGAUACGCUGGUUAUAAAAUAUGGAAGAACAGGUUCAGACAUCCCACUUACUUAGUGCCUUCUGAGGAUGAAGACGACGACAGUGGCGAGGAAAUUUUCAGAGCUCCUGGGACGUCUCGAGGUGCUGAAAACGUCGCUCUGGUGAAGACAAACUCAAGUGAAAGCUUCAGUACUGACUUUAAAAGUAUUUUAGAUACGGCAAGUAAAAAAUAAUUGUAGCUUUGUCAUGUUUUAUUGUGCGUUGAGUAAAAAUAUACAAAUAUACCUAAAAUUA
Molecule: messenger RNA, 1047 nt
Organism: Tribolium castaneum (red flour beetle)
Lineage: Eukaryota; Metazoa; Arthropoda; Insecta; Coleoptera; Tenebrionidae
Exons: 4
Coding region: 318-986 (222 amino acids)
Source: RefSeq, a predicted model, not a curated record